UUUCAUUCGUGGUGAUGACGAUGGUCUCGGGUCCGGCAACAGAAACCUACCGGUCAAACGAACUACCAUUCCUUGCGAAGCAACCAAAAAGAUUCGUCUUCGUCACGCCCUUUUAGCUUCUCCAGUUCGUCAAGUCAUUCUUCGUGACUUGCCGUGCUUGGAGUCGACACAGGCCCACAGGCUCACCGUUUCGUCCCAACGCGUAACCUCAUCUCUCUGUCUCGCUGCGAAACAAGAAGAGGGGGGAGAGUUUCUGGGAGUCGUCAAUCGAUCCCAAGGAUUACAAUGGCGAGGCCUGCGAACAGGAUUAUUAAUGCCAAGCUGGUGGGUGCUCCUGGGGGACAUGGGAACUGGGAAAACAAGUUUGGUGCUGAGAUUCAUAAAAGGCCAAUUCUUUGAUAGCCAGGAACCAACAAUUGGAGCUGCAUUUUUCACCCAGAUAUUGUCAUUAGCCGAAGCAACGGUUAAGUUUGACAUAUGGGACACAGCAGGACAAGAACGAUAUCACAGCUUGGCCCCUAUGUAUUAUCGAGGAGCGGCAGCUGCAGUUGUUGUAUAUGACAUAUCAAGCGUGGACACAUUUGUUCGAGCCAAAAAAUGGGUUGAAGAACUGCAAAAACAAGGAAACACGAAUCUAGUGAUGGCGCUGGUGGCGAACAAAUCUGACCUGGAUCCGAAGCGCGAAGUGCAAAAUGAGGACGCAGAGCAAUUUGCUCAAGAAAAUGGGAUGUUCUUCAUAGAGACUUCAGCCAAAACUGCACAAAAUAUCAACAACCUUUUUUUUGAAAUUGCAAAGAGAUUGGCAAGAGCCUUACCACUAAGGACUAACGGGAUAAACUUGAGCAGUGAAAAAGAAGAGAAGCGAAGAAAACGUUUCUGUUGCAUUGGGUGACCUGACAGCUGCGCCGGGAGUGAUAGGAUCACCAAGGUUCAUGUAUAUAUCACGUGUGUGCUUUUUCUUCGGACACCGUUCUUGUAGUGUCCUGCUCUCUUGUACUUUUCAAAUCCGUGUAAAUUAUUUGCACUUCGGUCGCUCACUUGCUUUAUAA
Molecule: messenger RNA, 1049 nt
Organism: Syzygium oleosum
Lineage: Eukaryota; Viridiplantae; Streptophyta; Magnoliopsida; Myrtales; Myrtaceae
Product: ras-related protein RHN1-like
Exons: 7
Coding region: 314-892 (192 amino acids)
Molecular function (GO): GTPase activity; GTP binding
Source: RefSeq, a predicted model, not a curated record